This is a messenger RNA of Penicillium paradoxum, 543 nucleotides long. RefSeq lists its product as uncharacterized. The record is from RefSeq and is a predicted model, not a curated record. NCBI's taxonomy places the organism in Eukaryota, Fungi, Ascomycota, Eurotiomycetes, Eurotiales, Aspergillaceae. The transcript is spliced from 2 exons. The coding region runs from base 1 to 543 and encodes 180 amino acids.
AUGUGGCCAUGCCUUGAAGCCAUGCAAAUGCUAGCUUUUCCCCCUAGUCUCAUCACUGAAAGACUCGUUUCCCACCGUGGAAUCAACCUAGGUACUCGAUAUUUUCAGCAUUGCUGGGUAGCAUGCGGCCUGAUUCUUCUAAUCUACAACAUCGGAGUUUACGACAUCAAUACCAUAGAAGAGGAUAGAGCUCAAACCAUCACCGUGAUCAACGACCUGUCAUCUCAGUUUUGGAUUCAUGACCUUAUCGUAGAACAGGAUGAUUUCCCUCCAUCCCCCAACCUCCACCUAUUUUUGGAGUCCACUGUGCCUUGUAUGCUUCCACUUUACCUUUUUCUAUUGCUACUGCAAUACCUGGGACUGUCCCAUGGCUCAGAAUGCAGGAGAGAGGUCUCCGUAGAUGCCCAUCUGCAUCUUCACUAUGAAGAGUUUGGACUGGAUGCACCCUUUGACAUGGAGGACAGAAAUAAGGACAUGCCUUCAAAGCCAAUAUUUCAGAUCUACCGAGUGAGCUGGCUAUCACAGAUGAAAUGGAGACAAUAA